Exophiala aquamarina CBS 119918 is the source of this 1299-nucleotide messenger RNA. RefSeq lists its product as uncharacterized. The coding region runs from base 1 to 1299 and encodes 432 amino acids. The transcript is spliced from 2 exons. The record is from RefSeq and is a predicted model, not a curated record. NCBI's taxonomy places the organism in Eukaryota, Fungi, Ascomycota, Eurotiomycetes, Chaetothyriales, Herpotrichiellaceae.
AUGCCGACUGCUAUUGUCACCGGGGCCACAGCAAGCAGAGGGUCUAACUACCCACCAGGCAUCACAGGCCAUGCCAUAGUGCAAGCACUUCUGAAAUCACCAGAAUGGACGAAAAUCACCACGCUCAGCCGCAGUCAGGAACCGACUGCUAACUCUCGAAUCUCACACAGCACCCUAGAUCUCCAAUCGUCAGCCUCAGACAUGACAUCAUCACUAUCCAAUGUGAAAGGCGAAUACGUGUUCUUCUGUGCAUACCUGGCACGGGACGACGAUCAGGCUACAACGGAUGCGAACGCGGCGAUGCUGCAGAACUUCAUCGAUGCGCUGCGGCAGUCGGGCGCCAUCAGAGACCUCAAGCGCCUUGUGCUGGUCAACGGCCUCAAACAGUACGGCGUGCACUGGGGUCGUGCCAAGCAGCCCAUGCAUGAGACCGACCCGUGGAUCGAGGGAGCUACCUGGCCACCGAACUUCUACUACUCGCAGCAGCGCAUCUUGGCCGAGGCUGCGAAGCAGAACAAGGACGAGAACUGGACCUGGGCCGUGACGUAUCCCCAAGACGUGAUAGGCGUGGCGAGGGCGAACUUCAUGAACCUUGCAACCGCGCUGGGCCUGUAUGCGAGCAUCUCUGCAACAUUGCCGGAGCGAGAGCUAGUAUUCCCGGGCAGUCUGACCAACUACCUUGCAUUCAACUGCUGGACAUCUGCACGGUUGCAUGCGGAGUUCUGCAUCUGGGCAGCUCUGGAGCCCAAGGCCGGGAACCAAGCAUUCAACGUCACCAACGGCGACACGGAGAGCUGGCAGAAUCUUUGGCCAGCCAUCGCAGAGAGGUACGGUGCUAAAAUCCCGGCCACUAUGUUCCCAGGUGCGGAUUUCUCGGAGGGCAAGAAAGACCAGCGGUACAAAGAUUUCGAAGCGGCGCACAUAGUCCUCCCGACACCGCCACCGAUCGUGGAACACGCGGACAACAUCGGGUUGAAAGGGCUUUUCGACGGCGACGACAAACACAAUGCGGUGCACCAGCAAAUCGACACAGCGAAGUGGGCGCAGAGACCUGAGGUCGUCAAGAAAUGGGAAGAGCUCAGGGACAAGUUUGGUCUCGACCAGAGUACCUGGGACAAGGCCACCUGGGGGUUCCUGGCCUUCCUCUUGGGCAGAGACUUCGAUUGUGUGGUGAGCAUGAGCAAGGCGAGGAAACUGGGCUGGACGGGAUAUGUCGACACCAAAGAUGCGUUCUUCGAGACGUGGGAUCAGUUGGAAAAGGAGGGCAUUUUGCCCAAGGCGGGCGAAUUGAAUAUGUGA